CAUGGGAUCCUUUUAUGUGCAGAGCAUGGAGCUUUUGCAGCAAGAAACUGCCAGCUUGUUUACAAAGAUUGAAGAGAGAAGGAACUAUUUCAACAAAGUUCUAAAGGACUUAAGUACUGCAUUACGUGAACGUCAAGACUCAUAUAAUUCUCAAGAGCAUGGCAAAGAGCUCAAAUCAGUCGUGGAAAAAAAUACAGAGAAAAGAGGUAGACUUGAAGCGUACAGUGAGUUUGGAGUUUGGACCAUAUUCUUCAAGUAUUUGGCCAUAUCAUUUGAGGGUAACUGUGAUGAAAUUCAACUUCCCAAAGAGAAACUCGAGGAAGCUGAAGCUAAUAAGAAAUGUCAGGUACUCAUGACUAAAAUAGAGUUGGCAAAAGCUGAACUUCAGGAACUAACUGAACAAAAAUCCAAACUUGCUUCUCAAAAUUCAGAGUCAAAACAAACCUUGGAGCAACUGCAACGUAAACUUGACGCUUUUCCGCCUGAAUUGAAAGCAAUGGAUAUAUCGGCUUUGGAAGAGGAACAUAAAGCUCUGAUUUCUGAUAAAGCAGGGGAAAUUAGCUAUCUUCAGUCUUUGCAAGAAAGGAUAGAGCAACUCAAGGGCAUUUCACAAUCUGUAAAGUGCGCAUGUGGAGAAGAAUACAAAGUGGAGAUUGUUCAGAAAUAAGAAAAGAUAUGUCUGUGUCUCUGUCUCUCUCUCUAAAGAAGGAUGUCAGUAUAUGUCUAACAACAUGGACAAGUAUACAUGUGUAUAGCUUCUUUCAUAGCUUUUUUCUGACAAAAAGUAUGCUUGAAAUGGUUUCCAGUCUUCAAAA
Molecule: messenger RNA, 815 nt
Organism: Amborella trichopoda
Lineage: Eukaryota; Viridiplantae; Streptophyta; Magnoliopsida; Amborellales; Amborellaceae
Source: RefSeq, a predicted model, not a curated record